Molecule: messenger RNA, 1646 nt
Organism: Chrysemys picta bellii (western painted turtle)
Lineage: Eukaryota; Metazoa; Chordata; Testudines; Emydidae
Source: RefSeq, a predicted model, not a curated record
AUGUUGGUGAGGGCGGGCGCGGCGCUGCUCGGUCUACCCCGCCGCCCCCCCCUCUGGAUAGGUGGGGGCGGAGGGAUGAGGCGGCUGAGCGGGGGCGCCCCUCCCCCACCCGCGGCUGUUCGGUGCUUCCCGCUCAGCCGCGCGCUCCUGCGCGUGCAGGGACCCGAGGCGGCCACGUUCUUGCAGGGCCUGCUCACUAAUGACGUGGCGCGACUGAUGUGGGGCGGGGCGGACCGUCCCCCGGAGGGCGGGGUUCCCUCGCCCCCUCCACGCGCUCAGUACACGCAUGCGCUCAACGUGCAGGGCCGGUGCCUCUUCGAUAUCCUCCUCUACAGGCUUCAUGAAAGUCAAGAAGAGGAACCAAAUAUCCUGCUGGAGUGUGACUAUUCAGUGCUGGAUUCUGUUCAAAAGCAUUUGAAAUUGUACAAGAUCCGGAGGAAAGUAGACAUAACCCCCUGCCUUGAUCUCUCGUUAUGGGCAGUCAUCCCAGAGGAACAGUCUGGAGAUGUUUCCAGUACCCUUGAGAAAUGUGCAGACAAAACUUUGGUUUUAACUCCUGAUCCCAGAGUAGAAGUCAUGGGUUGGAGAUUAAUUACAAACAAAGAGGAAAAUCCACUAGAAAUUGUCCCUGGAAGUCAUAUAGGAAAUAUUAGCGAUUAUCAUAAGCACAGGUACAAACAAGGAAUAGCUGAAGGCGUAAAAGACAUCCCCCCAGGAGUAGCCUUACCACUGGAAUCCAACCUGGCCUACAUGAAUGGAAUCAGCUUUACCAAAGGCUGUUAUAUUGGACAGGAGUUAACAGCUAGGACCCACCACACGGGUGUCAUCCGCAAACGCCUGUUGCCAGUGCAGCUUUCAGCUCCUUUGCCAUUGGGAAGCAUCCCCGAGGGGGCUGCGAUCGUAACUGAAUCGGGAAAGUCAGCUGUACUUGAGCAAGGUGUAUUACAGAAGGGUCCUUGGGAGCUGGGCCCAAAGGCAGAAGGAGCCUGAUGCAUCAGCGAGUCACUGACAAAACAAGGGCUAACGUGGAGAAGCACAUAGGAGAGCAGAGACAUAUUCAGCAAAGUCUGUAAAGUUCACCUUGUGGAGUUCCUGCCGCUUGCUUCCCCUUAAGGGAGAGGUGUAUGGGGAGGGAGAUUAAGGAGACUUGGGCUGUGCUGGGCAACUAGGCUCCAUCCCUGACGAUCCUUGACCCAGCCACAGCACUCUUGGGGCCCACGCGCUCCCUCUGUGCCCUGUACCGUACUUCCCUCGCUCAAAGAGAGUGAAGACAGGCCGAUUAUUGCUGGUUGUAUCAGUCCCAUGGGAAUUUGCAAGGUACAGAGGAGAUCUCUAUACUGACUUCCACUAGCUGGUUAGCUCACCCAAAGCUAAGGUCCCACCGCUAUGCAGAGAGGGACUUCCACGGGCUCUGGGACCAUAGAGGAGUCUGUCACAGAGCUACUGCUCCCCAGCUGUGUGUCUGGGAGCUUUGCUGAGAGUUUUUGUUUCCUCCCACGACAUAGUGGAUGGUUACAUACAGGGGUGGCUCUAGCUUUUUUGCCGCCCCAAGCACGGCAGGCAGGCUGCCUACAGCGGCAUGCCUGCGGGAGGUCCGCCAGUCCCGCGGAUUUGGCGUACCCGCCGCCGAAUUGCUGCCGAAUCCG